Messenger RNA from Diabrotica virgifera virgifera (western corn rootworm), 2004 nucleotides. RefSeq lists its product as uncharacterized. Bases 96 to 1340 code for a protein of 414 amino acids. The transcript is spliced from 2 exons. The record is from RefSeq and is a predicted model, not a curated record. Lineage: Eukaryota; Metazoa; Arthropoda; Insecta; Coleoptera; Chrysomelidae.
GCCUUGACGUUGUAUCCUUAUUCAGCAACGUACAUCUAGGAAUUUGUUUGACAUCAAUAGAGGUCAAUUGGGACCGUGUUAGAGGUUGUUGUUCCAUGUCUUAUGACAGAUUCAUCAGCAUCGUCGAAUUUCUCUUUAAUAACACCUACUUCUCAUUUAAUGGAAAAUUCUAUCAACAAACUUUCGGUACCCCUAUGGGAGCAAAGAUUUCUCCUAUAAUUGCAACUUACGUUAUGGAUUAUGUGUUAGACUCUGUCAUUCCUUUAUUAUCCUUUCAAAUUCCAUUCAUUAAAAAAUAUGUUGAUGAUAUCAUCUUGGCUAUACCCAAUGACAAGGUAGAUGAACUAUUAAACACCUUCAAUAGUUAUGACCCCUACAUCCAGUUCACUAUAGAGAGGGAAGAUGGUAAUUGGUCCGUCCCCUUUCUCGACAUAAGGAUGAUCAGGGAAAAUAACAACAUCAAAAUAGAUUGGUAUCAAAAACCGACCCAUUCUGGUAGAUACCUUAACUACCACUCUUACCAUAAUAAUUCUACCAAAGUCAAUUUAGUCAAACAGAUGAAAAAUAGAGUAAUAAAACUAUCAGAUCCUUCUUUUCAUACAAAAAACCUACAAAUCCUACAGAAACUUUUCAUUUCGAAUGCCUAUCCAACACCACUAGUAAAUAAGAUUUUGUUUAACACUGUCCAAAACGAGGGUACUUCACCUUCCUUCGCGACUAACAAUGCUGAUCCUGAUGUCUUAAGUGGGAACCCAGUCUCUGAUACUCCUAUAAACAAAUAUUUUUCAUUACCAUACUUCAGUGAUAUCACUCCGGGGUUAACAAGGAUUCUGAAAAGUGUUGAAAAUAGCUUUGGUAAUAACAAUAUCAAUAUUAAACUUAAUGUGGCUUGUAGAUCAGCCCUAACAAUUAAUAAUCUUUAUUCUAAGAUCAAAGAUAAGACACCCACAGAUAUGCUUAGUAACAUUGUCUACAACAUUCCAUGCCACUCUUGCAACAAUUCUUACAUCGGCCAAACCUCUCAAUUAUUGAAAUCACGUAUCACACUACACAAAAGUGAUUCUCGACUUCACCCAGACCGUUGUGCUUUAGCCAAACAUGUACAUUCCACUGGUCAUCUCAUGGACUAUAAUAACACUACAAUUCUCCACCGUGAGAACAAUAAAUCUAAAAGAGAGUUCAUUGAAAUGUCAUAUAUUUUCCUUAACGAUUUUUCCAUCAAUGUUAAGAGUGACAUUAAGAAUCUAAGCAAUAUAUACCACUUCUUACUUAAAUCCGAUACCAAGAGAGGUAUAACAUCACAGAGAACUAACUUGACUGAUUUAUCCAUUAAUAACUAACCUACUUAAAUAAUAAUUUUCAUUAAUUUAAAAAAAAAAAAAAAAAAAAAGAUAACAUUCCCUUGCUUUUCUUAUAUACAUCUCAAUAAGAUAUUAGAAUAACAUCACAUGAACAAUAUAAUAUAUAAAACAAUUUUUUAACAAGAAAAAUCUGAAAUAAGAAUAUUACCCUAAACUGGUAAUUAAUUUCAUCUUGUUACACCAAUGAACCUUAACGACAUUAUAAAGAAUCAUAAGAACUACUUUGACAUGUCAGCGCAUGCGUUCUGGCAAAACAGAACCUCACAUGUGAUCUUUUUAACAAUCAAAAAUUUAGUUAUUGCCGACAACUCAAAGAAUUAAUUCCUUCAAAAUGUAGUUGCAUUGGGUUUUUUCGGUUACCCUUGGGUACACUUUUGCGUCUCAAGUUCACAGCUACCAUACAUUUCUAACAGUAACUUUUUUCUAACAGUAACAAAAAAACCACUAUGUUGUUACUAGCUAAGUUUUUUAUAACAUCCUAACUCUACAAUUCUAAGUUACGCCCUGAAGAAGCCAAAUUAAUUCUCUUUGGCGAAAACGUUCGGCGAAACAAUUGAUACUCAUUAGAGUCUUUCUUGCAGAUUUCCCCAAUAUUUAAGAGUUUACUAUAUAUAUAUAUAUAUAUAUAUAUAUAUAUAUAUAU